CGCUUGCGCUGCUGGCCCGCUUUUGCCUCCUCCGCCUUCCCCAUGUAGGUCUUUCGGGAGGUAGCAGGUCGGCGCGGAGCCACUUUAAUUCCCGGAGCUGAAGGUCUCCUCCCGCAUCCCCAUCUAGGCAGAGCGAUGGUAGCUAUUCGUUUGGGGAAGCAUGGCCCGAGUGGGCAGGAUUGCAGGUGGAUCAUGCAGAGAUAGCAGAUUUGUAAUCGGGAAGGGGGAGUUCCUCCUCAGUUCCCCCCCCCCCCCCGCGACGUUUGCAAAUCGGCGUCGCUGCAGCGUUUCUCUGCGCGAUGGUGUCAUUUUGCGCCCGAGGUUGGGGAGGCCGAAGGAGACGCUUUUUAAAAAUUAAAAAACAAAAGCCGGAGCCCGAUCUUGUGCGUGCCUGCUCGAAAUGGCUGCGAUGUGCAUAGGCAAUGCAUGACUCCGCCGCUCCUCUUCCUGCCGUACGUGCCCGUACAACCCGGUCCUCGCAGCAGCCCCAAAGCCAGCCGGACCCGAAAGCGGCUGCCGCUGCUUCUGCUGCUUCCCCGCUAAGCUAAACCACCCAGCCGUCCAUGUACAUAGCGGGGCCGGUUACCGCCGCCGCCGCGUCUGCUCGAGAGCGCCGAAGGGGAGAGAGAACCCGCGCCGUUCCUGCUGCCUUUUCUCCGGAGGAGGGCGAGCAGGAUGCUGCGCGAAGCGCGCCGCUGAACUAUGGAAGGAGUUCUGUACAAGUGGACCAAUUACAUCACAGGCUGGCAGCCUCGCUGGUUUGUUCUUGAUAACGGGAUAUUGUCUUACUACGAUUCGCAGGAUGAUGUUUGCAAAGGCAGCAAAGGCAGCAUAAAGAUGGCAGUGUGUGAAAUCAAAGUUCACCCGACAGACAGCACCAGAAUGGAGUUAAUCAUCCCAGGGGAACAGCAUUUCUACAUGAAAGCCGUUAAUGCAGCUGAACGGCAGAGGUGGCUGGUAGCCCUGGGGAGCUCGAAAGCCUGUUUGGCAGACACCAGAACUAAAAAAGAAAAAGAAGUUAAUGAAACCAAUGAAUCUCUGAAAACCAAAAUGUCUGAGCUUCGUCUCUACUGUGACCUCCUAAUGCAGCAGGUGCAUACAAUCCAAGAAUACGUUCACCAUGAUGAAAAUCACUUGUCGCCCAGCAUUGAGAAUAUGAACGAAGCGUCCUCCUUGCUCAGCGCUACCUGUGACACGUUUAUCACGACCCUCGAAGAAUGUGUGAAAAUAGCAAACGCCAAGUUCAAGCCAGAGAUGUUUCAGUUGCCUCACCCCGAUCCUUUAGUUUCUCCUGUGUCGCCUUCACCUGUGCAAAUGAUGAAACGUUCUGUUAGCCACCCAGGUACUUGUAAUCCAGAGAGGAACAGCCACUCGAUAAAAGAACCAAAUUCCUCUUCUCACCGGUCAUCCCAAAGGUGUAGAAGGACAGUGUUAGAUCCAGAACCUUCUGUAGAUGUUCCCCCUGACGAUAUAGACAGACCAGCAUACUGUUCCAGGCAUACUCUCAAUGGAGACUUGGCGCCUUCAACCAUUUCCGACACAGCCCUGUUGGUGUCAAAGAAACAAUCAGAACGUGAAGAGACUCUACCGCCUACAACCUGAAGAACUGAAGGGAAUCACCUUUCUCUAAGUAAUGCUAUGCAAAAGCUGCUGUACUUCUACUGUUGUCGUAGGGGGUAGUUUGUUCCCUGUGCGAAGGAUUUCUCUGCACUUUAUAGAAUAAUGUAAAAACUAACUUCAAAGCGUAUUUUAUCUUUAUAUAGUUUAAUGGCGAGAAUAUUUUCCUACAACCUUCAGUUUGUGCAUUUUUGAAACAAAUUAUGGUCCGGCGGAUAGGUAUGUACCUUUGCAAAUGUAGCCCUCCUUUUUACAAAGUGUGAUGGUCAUUUAGAGCCUUGACAAAAAAAAAAAAGUUUUACAUUUGGGGUAGGGGAAACUUGUGCCAUAGACUCACUUGAUCACGUCGUUGCUUUGCUGGUACAAUAUCCUAUUCUUGCACACAGUUCCCUUCCUAUUGAAUUGAGUGGCAGUGCUACCGUAUUAUUAUUAUUAUUAUUAUUAUUAUUAUUAUUAUUAUUAUUAUGGCUCCUGGUUGCACCUUUCCUGCCAGGGGAUGCUUUUUCUCACAUUUAGACUGCGACGGUAUUCCUAAAACAUGGUUUAUUGGUAAUUUAAUAUUUCUCCCUUCUUAAAAACCGUGGUGUACAUAAGGGCAUAAUCUCUGCAACUUUGAUCUCUUCCGUCUCGUUGGAAUUAGUGACACUUGAGUAUAGUAUCAGGGCAUGUUCUAGCCAAAAUUAAGCCCUCGGAAACCCUCUUGAGUGUGAAACCAAUGAGAUUUUAGCCUGCUUAGGUUUGGGAAAAUCUUGCUCUAUUUCUUAAAUUCCAUCCUUUUUCCUCUUUCCUUUCCUGUGCCUUUUCUUUUCUUGGACUCAGAACACCUACAUUUCUCUGGCUUGCACCCAAAGCCUAGCCAAUUAAAAAAAGUGUUAGAUGUGAAGUAUUUUUCUAAAUAGUGAUAUAAAUUAUCUGAUUUUCGAGGCAUUAUACAUGGGGUAAAGGUAUUUUAACGUUUUGAUGUAUUUAUUCCUUUUUGCACCACAAAAUGCCUCGUUGUCAAUACUUGGGUGGGGUGGGGGGGUGAGACAUGCUUAAUCGUUGUUGAGGUGUGUUCCAUUACUAAAUAGCAUUGUUUUUUAAAAAUUGUGGGACAUGAUCCAACCCAAAGUGUGCACUUCAUUUCAGUUGAAGAGUAUGUAAAGCACAUGGGACUCAGAAAUACUUGACUUCGGCUGGAUUCUGCCCCUGCUUUUCGCUAAACAGCAAGAUAUCCUUGACGUGUCUUUUUACCAAAGUGUUAUUUUAGCGCCGGUUUCUAAAAUAUGCUCUUGAGAGGCUGUUGUAACGUAUUCAUAGCUGCAGUUGUACAUUUCUUUACGACCUAUUUAUACCAAAGGGGGAGGGUGGCUUUUAUCAUUGUGAGUCCAAUAACUUCAAGAAGAGCAUACAUGUACAGCAAUAUUCUCCUCUCAGUUAACUUGAAUGACAAAUAUGAACUCAUUUCUAAUUGAGCCGAGAAACAUACUCUGAACUAGAGAAUGAACCAUGUAACUUAACCACCACCUACCAUACAUUCUGGGCCCAGUUUGUCAGAAACCUUUCUUGCACGGGCUGUUUUUUUUGCAAAAAAGCAAAGGUGGAAAAUGCAGCUUAAAUUUCAGCAAGGUUUGCACAGAAAUUUCUGAGGAAUUGAGCCCAAAGUUGUUAGUGUUUUGAAAUGUAAAUUCUUUUGUUUUUGUAUUCACUUUGGGAUAAACUUGGUAUAUUAUGUCUUGGCCAUGGAGCACUUUUUAAAAAAAAUGUUAAAAAAAGAAGAAGCUUUCUUUUAAAAUGUAAGUGUUCAAUAAAUGCAGUUUUUACACGCAGGCAUGCACAACUUUGUUUUCUGGUCAAAUCUUUUAGGCUACAUUUGGUUCCUGUUAGGAUGCUUUCAUUUGGUAGUCAUAAGGUUGCUUUCAGGAGCUUCAUCGUGUGUAAAAGUAAUGCACAGCAAGGUGAGAGGAAUCACACUCUUCUGUCGUCCCCCCCAACCCCAGCUGCAGAAGUAAAAUAACACACAUUUUUUAAAAUUAAUGAAACAAGUAGCAACAACAACAAAACAGCCCAACCCAAUGAAGAUUGAGCAUGCACAAUUGAGUGCCAGUUUGGAGAACAAGAAAACAGGGGAGAAGGUAGAAUGGAGUAUCCCACAGGAAGACAUGGCUGGCUGGAACCAACAGGAACAUACCCUUAAGGUGAGGAUACGCAGCAAGAACUUCACUGCUUGACUACUGUACUGCCAAAAACCUUGCCUAAUAUUGUCUGGCUAGGCUUCCCACUAUCUUUAUAUAGCAGCUAAAAUUCAGAGUGGUUCAUUUCCUCCAUUUUCUUCUCCAAAUUCAGUUGUAUGCUCUGCUCCAUUCAGGGAUUUCUCUCGUCUCUUUCCAUCUGCCUGCCUUUCUGCAAGCAAAUUGCUGGUGCUGUGAUUAAUAUAAAUUACUGAGAUCCACUGAUACACUACAUUCUUGGCUUCUUGACUCCAGUAUGAACCCAUGUUGUGUUUCAGGACUUCUGUUUUUUCUUCACAGCCUGCCCACGAGUUUCUAACAUUCUUUUUUGUUUCCUUUUUCUGCACUAUUUUUCACUGAUGUACGCAUAAGAUAAAGUGUGUUGGAGUUUACUAUGUUCACAGACUCCUAAAAGGGAUGGUGUCUUGGGCCUUUAAAAAAAUUAGUCCAGUCUCUUGUGCCAAAUAAAUAAUAAACAAAAACCAAUCACUAGCUUCUGGCUGAUGGUUUGCUGGGCAUGAUAUGGCAGCUCUGGUUCACCAGGUCUUGCUGCUACUACUUGAGCUGCAGUGAUCAUUAUGGACAUGUCAGUUUGGUACAGAUUCCAGACUGCAUUUUGUGGAGCUGUGAAAAAGCAGCAGAGACCUGAUUAUAAAGCCUUAAACGGCUCAGGACUGCAGUUCUUCAAGGAACGCCUUUCCCCCCAUGAACCUACCCAGACCCUCCUUUGUGUGCCUCCUCAAGAGGAAUGGAGGGUGGCAACACGGGAACGGGCCUUUUCUGCAGUGGCUCCCCAUCUGUGGAAUGCUCUCCCCAGGGAAGUUUGUCUGGCACCUUCAUUAUACACCUUAAGGCGCUAUGCAAAAACAUUCCUUUUUAACCAGGCCUUUAAUUGAUUUGAUUUGACAUCCUAUGCCCUUUUAAAAUGUGGGGUUUUUGUGUGUGUGUGUGUGUGUGUGUGUGUGUGUGUGUGUGUGUGUUAUUAGGUGGUUGUUUUUAUUUUGAUUAUAUAUUUUGUGGUUUUAUAUUUUGAUUUUGUUCUGCGAACCACCCUGAGACCUCCUGAUAUAGGGUGGUAUAUAAAUUCAAUAAACAGAAUAAAAUAAAUAGCCAUAAUCUGAAAGUCACAUGCCAGCUCCUAUUACAUGACGUGGCAUUUUGGAACAAGGGAUGAAUAGGAAAGGAAAGAUACCAAAAUAAACUAGCAUUUGGGGGGGGGUUGCAUUAGGGGGCCUCAGCUUCAUCAGGCUAAUUCCUGUGUAAUGACGCCAUAUUCAGAUUUGGAAUUGGACAUUUUUGUAGCUGAACCAAAGUAUGAAAUGGUGCCUUGUCUCUCUCAUAUUGAGCAUAGACUCUGACUCCUGGGGAAGGAGUCUUGGAGCGCUUGGACACAUUACCUCUGCCCCAGUGGGUUAUUAAAUCCUAAUGGCAUACCACCCUCAUCCAUCUCAAAACCCCAAUAGACAGCCAACAUCUGCUGAGAUCCAAAGUACCGUAUUUCCAUAGUUCAAGGAGCUGAAAGAGCAUGGCAGGCUAAAAGGAAUUGGGAAAUGGGGGAAGAAAGACAAAGUGGAAAAGCUCUGCCUGAUAUCCUGCAGAGCUGCUGCCAGUUGGUGUAGGUACUACUAGGCCACAUGGACAAAUAUUCUGCUCUGCUAUAAGACAGCUUCCUGUGUUCCUGAAUUUUCAAAUUUGCUGGGGCACCUGAAAGCCAAAUGGACACGCAAAUCUCUGGCUUCUGGCGGCAUCCCCUGCAGUUAUCUUCCUAGGAAAGGUCCCAAGUGGGAGUGGGAGUGAGCGGUUUGUUCAUUUGCGUUCCUGCAUUUUGCUGUUGUGGAUCUUUUUCUUUUGCAUAGCUUCAAGUGGUGACAUCAUUGCAUAACCAUAACGGUUCACAGUUGUUGCCAGUGGAGUUUAAGCAGCUGAGCCAACAGCUGAGGAGUGAAUUUGAGGGAAACAGAAGCCUAAAGCUUGUAGGGUAGAAGCUGACAAAAGGGGACCCCACUCUUUUGCUACCUCUCCCCUCCCUCCCUUCCCAGCCCUGCCAUUUCAUUGUACUUCAGUAAUUAACACUACAAUACAACUGAACACACCUGUGAAGAUCAUUAUCGAUACCGCGCGUAGCGUUUAUACACUACUGCAUUUAGUUCUCUUUUCAGCACACCAUAACACCUCCGUCGGUGCAUGGCUGGGACUGAAGAAGGCAAGAAGUGCUGACAGGCCUAGGUGUUUGCUUUCUUGGCCUCCUAAUGAGUAUCUCUCUCUUUUUUUAAAAGGUACAAAUAAAUGAAAUCAUUUUAGGUUAUAAUAUUUCACUUGUAAAACACACUUUCCCCCCCCUGGCCAAUGCCUUCCACUUUUAUGACUAUUUUUACCUCAGCCUAUUGACUUUGAGGCCUCAUCCCACUACCUUCUUUUAUUGCUAACUAGCUGGCCCUGCCAUGCAUUGCUGUGGCUCAUCCGUGUGAUUCACCCCACCCUGUCCUGACACGUACCCUCCUCCCUGCACCCCCUGACUCGUCCCUGUGACUGGCCCCACCGUGUCCUGACCUGUCCUGUCCCCUCCUCCCCCCAACCCCCACCCAGGCGAGUCAGUACCUCCAUUUGGCCUAGUCUGUAAAGGCUUCGGCCUAGUAUGUAAACGGGAGCCGAGGUGCUGUUGAGAGGGAAGGUUUUAGGUGCAGUACCAGUGUAGCCGCUGCUAGAGGGUGCUGUUUUGCAGCCUGGUUCUUUUCCCAGCAUGCAUUUUUGCCUGA
Messenger RNA from Zootoca vivipara (common lizard), 6583 nucleotides. It is a transcript of the gene PLEKHA3, whose product is annotated as pleckstrin homology domain containing A3. Gene Ontology annotation, biological process: retrograde transport, endosome to Golgi; receptor recycling; endosome organization. Gene Ontology annotation, cellular component: early endosome; trans-Golgi network; recycling endosome. The record is from RefSeq and is a predicted model, not a curated record. NCBI's taxonomy places the organism in Eukaryota, Metazoa, Chordata, Lepidosauria, Squamata, Lacertidae.